UGUACCAAGACAAACUGAAACACUGAAUAGAUAUGUGAAACAACCUCAACGAAGAAGACAGUCAGAAAUAUCUCUAAAGAUCACAACAUGGAAGCUCAACAAGUUUGGCAUCUUUCUUUCGUGUCGACCUGGAUAUUUGUCUUUUUCUUCCUUUCUGUAUGCUCAGGAAUGAGCACACUAAACCUGGAAAGCACAGUCUUUGUGGCCUUGGCAGGCGAAGAGAUUGACAUUAAAUGUAAGCUGGUGAUACCAGCAAACCAGACCAGAGACGUCUUGACGUGCUCUGAUCCUUUCAAAAAUCAGAUUUAUAGCUAUGACAUCUCUGAGAUGACCGGCCAGACAAAAACGGUCCAACUGAAGCUGAAAAACCUGACCAUGUCAGGAGAAUACAGUUGCCAAUAUAAAAAAGCCACGGUGUACUGGUUUCUUCGUGUGAGAGGUGAAGGCUACAGGGAUCUUGUAAUGUGGGAUUACACAGAAUUCAUCAUAGUCGCUGUCUUCACUGGUGUGCUGCUGGUUUUCAGUGUGGUUGGCUCAGUGUGUGUCUUCAGAGGACAUGGGAAAAAAUGCACCACUGAACGCGGCAACACCGAUAGAAAACGAAAGCAGAACACAGAAGAAAUGAAGGAGACAGAGAUGGAGGAAGAUAACAUGGAUGUAAUAACAGAUCCAUCUACGUCUUUUUAUGCUAGUCUAGAGCCUCGACCCAUGUCCAUUUAUGAUGUACUGGAUCACUCAGCUGCCAACAGAGAGCCAGACCAAAGCAAAGCAAAACCCAAGAAAAGGAAACCCAAAGAAACGAUGGCACAACCCACACAAGACCAGCAUGAAGGCGUAUUUGAGAUUGUCUAUGAAAAUUUUUGAAUCUGAAAUAAACUUAUUUCACCAGGUUGUGAUAUUUAUAUCAGUGGCUGAGAUGAUCUCAGUUUGCUUUGCUGUGUCGUUGUCACAUGUUAACAGUGGUAGAGAAAGUAUUUUGAUUCUUUAAAGGUGAAGAAUUUUCUAAAUUUGUUAUUUUAUUUUGUAUUUAUUAAAUACCAAAGUAUUAUCAGCAAAAUAUACUCAAAGAACAAAAGCAAAAGUACUCAUUGUGCAAGCAAAAUAGCCUCUAUUAGUGUUACAUUAUAAUGUAUUAUAUUAUUCAUACGGUUGCAUUAACAUUGUAAUGUUGUAGCUGGUUGCAGCGUAUCUAAUAUUAACUAUUUUAUUUACUGUUGGGAGGUCAAAUUUACUGUAUAAAAAUGCAUUAUAGGUUCAAAACAUAGACUGUUAAUAAUAUACAGUCUAUGGUUCAAAAUAUAUAUAUGAAAUUAACUAGUAGGCUAACUAUGGUUGUUAAAUAAACGUAGGGGAGUAAAAUGUAAAAUAAAACAAACAAAAAUGUACAGUGUGUCCCUCUGAAAUGUAGCGGGUUAAACAUUUUAACUUGCAUAAGU
Molecule: messenger RNA, 1436 nt
Organism: Perca flavescens (yellow perch)
Lineage: Eukaryota; Metazoa; Chordata; Actinopteri; Perciformes; Percidae
Gene: nfam1
Product: NFAT activating protein with ITAM motif 1
Exons: 6
Coding region: 88-864 (258 amino acids)
Biological process (GO): positive regulation of cytokine production; B cell receptor signaling pathway; positive regulation of B cell receptor signaling pathway
Cellular component (GO): membrane raft
Molecular function (GO): transmembrane signaling receptor activity
Source: RefSeq, a predicted model, not a curated record